GCUUUGUCAAACCCAGAAUCGAAAUCGUUUGCAAUGAUUUUAUGGAAGAGAAACGAAUAUGAAAACACAUACCCUAAAUAUGAAAAGAGCCUUAGAAUAGCUAAUAACUUAGAACAGUAGUGGUAUCUUUUGUCCAUAGUACAUAAAAUGAACAAGAUUAUGAGGACAGGUUCAAAGUAAGUGCUGUGCACCACCAUAGCGUUUCUUCUAGUACUAAUAGUCGUAGUUUCAUUAUUCGACAAAUAUGAAUCAAAGAAAUACAAAUAUCACGAAAGACACCAGUGCUGGGGCUGGCCAGGUGCAUCGCCAUCCCGUUUGCUUCACAAGCGGGCUAGGCGUUGUCUGGUGGAAAUCAGUGUCGCACACGCUAAGGCAAGAUUACGAAUAGUUCACGCGCACGUGUUUUGUUGGUUAUGCCCUGGCAGAAGCCAACACAUCGGUAUCGCACAUCAUAGUAUCUUGUCGGGCAUUGUCAUUGUUUUAGGGGUUUCUCAGGGUAGAUGUUUUUGUUUUCUUGUCGAAUGUUCAAAAGGAACAAAGCAAGGAUAUUUUCGUGAGAAGUAGCGACGAAAUCUAUGAGAAUAUCAUUUCUAAGAAGAAGAAGAAGGCUAAAAACUAGCAUCACCAAAAUAGAAAUCGAGACCCCUCCUCUCUACAGCAAGCUCCACGAAGAAAAUUCUACUACGUUCUCGAGUGAUUGAAGCAUUUGUUGGAUUGGCUAAGAAAAUACUACGAAAAUUGAGGGUCAUGAACAUGUAAUAUUUAUGGGGCAACACACCGCGUGUACAAUGCAUAGCAGAUUUCUUGACUACGAGGACGCCGCGACUCGGAACCGCUGCCGCUCUCGGCGACGCGCGCGUUGUCCUGCAAGCGAAUAGCGUUGUCCAUUUUGUCAUAAUCCGUGAAAAUAAGGAAAGAAAUUCUAUUCAUGGUUUGUUAUUAAUAUCCCUCGUCUUACUGUAAGUGUUACUCCUUGCGCAAUAUGAAUUACGCAAACGUGAUGUUUCCCACAACAUCCAAUUCUGGUAAAGAUGAUUAAUACGCAAGAAACAAAAGCACACCACGCUCCGCAGCUAGGCGAACAAGUGACUCCAUAUCAAUGUCUACUUCGACUGUCACUGUUGGUCGUUAAAUAAUAUAUAAAAACGCGCUUCCUCGAUUUAAGCUAAACGAGAACACACUUUUCGCUGCGCGGCGGCCACGCGGGUUCUGUUUGCGCAAAAAGGUCUUCGUGAGGGACAGAGAACGUAGAUGACAUCAAGACAGAGGUUUUUGCCGCUUUGUUGGCUCCUCAUUGCUGAGGUGAAAAUCUCGUCUAUAUUUUCGGUACGGCAUAAGAAUUGGCGCAAUUCUCAAAUAUUCACAAUGAAUUGCGCUACACUCUUAUAGACGGAAAACCAUUACUCACACUCAAAAACCAAGCACAAAAAUUAAAGCUUAAUACCUAGCACGAGUCUGGCUUAAAUGGAGAAAAUUCCACUCCGAUUUUCACGGUCAAGGCUAUAUCUAUAACCUUGAGCGCCAUACAGAAGCUACCGCCUUCCUCUUUCUUGAACUUUUAGGGUACAUCCGUGAAAAUUGAGUGUGGAAGCAGUAACCCGAGCGCUUUGCUGGCUGUUCGUAACUGCUGGAUAAGACACGGAAGCCUGCAGAGAGAACAGCGACGCAACAGCAGAGAUAUUUAAAAAGUGAACGAGUCAAUCGUCUCGGUUCCAACAUGGUUUUCCUUCUAUAACUACUUCAGUAUCAAUUUGGUGAAACUGCGAGAGAACUACAUUGCUAUCUAUGUCAAUUAUACUAGCGAAAGUAGUACUCGAGAAGAUGUAGCGCAAGAGCUCUUACUCCUACAGACCAACAGCUCGGACACGCAGUUAGUAAACUGGUGUUAUCUGUACACAAUUGAGACCGAAGAUAUUUUCGGAGCUAGUGGGCAUCGGAGGAGGGUCUGCCCUUCCCUUGCUGUAGUCCUUUAAUUAUGCGCUUAUUCUCCUACUUUUUAUAGUUGUACUCGGUCCUUGUGGAAGUAGUAGUAGAUUAUAGAAGAUGAUAAAGCAUUAUGGUGGAAAUUACUUAAAUAAGUACGUAUACGUUGAUGAAUUCAAACUCGUUGUGAUGUCAUAAAUUUUGUUGAUGAUACGUAUGUCGUACUAUUAAGUAUUUGUUUACUUUAGGAUGUAAGUAGUUAUUUUUGUUGCGCUAGCAGUAUCCAUGCCGCCACGCGAUGCCGAGUGCGACGUAACUACACCGGUCGUGCGUGAUUAAUGGGCUUCCUCGGACUGGUUUGUGCCUAAAGUUGAAAAACGAUAAGGAGUUAUUUACGCUAUGUAUGGAAUAUUUGUUCUGUCAUCCUAUAAUAAGAUGAGGGCUUAAUAAUGAUAUCGUAUGAUCCCGCUCAACAGUUUCACAGAUGAAUCAGAUGAAGAAUCACGCGGACGCGCAACAUGUAAUUUGUCAUUAUAGAUACUAUUGAUAUUGAAAGUGAUUCUUGUUCUCUCCCCUUCCACUUUCAGCUUCCCCUAGAACAGAUGGAAGGUCGUUGUUGCCUGGAAGCUGCGAGUGUGAACGAUAGAGUCACUGAUGCUAAUCUAUAAACUAGACAUGUCUAAAUGUAAAUCUACUACAUGUAGAAGGCUGAUCUCUACUUUCUUGCGUCUUAUCUUUGUCCGUGUUCCACACUGAAACAGGCUGCCGCCUAAAGUCUUCACUUUGUCCGUGUCGAACUUCUGUGUUACCCUCUCCUUGAUGCGCGUUGCUUUUAUCUGUUGAGGCUCGUGGCUUUGGUUCGAGU
Molecule: messenger RNA, 2788 nt
Organism: Amoebophrya sp. A25
Lineage: Eukaryota; Dinophyceae; Syndiniales; Amoebophryaceae
Source: the annotation of a GenBank genome assembly